Messenger RNA from Aspergillus pseudoviridinutans, 1077 nucleotides. RefSeq names its product type I glyceraldehyde-3-phosphate dehydrogenase. NCBI's taxonomy places the organism in Eukaryota, Fungi, Ascomycota, Eurotiomycetes, Eurotiales, Aspergillaceae. Gene Ontology annotation, biological process: glucose metabolic process. Gene Ontology annotation, molecular function: NADP binding; oxidoreductase activity, acting on the aldehyde or oxo group of donors, NAD or NADP as acceptor; NAD binding. The record is from RefSeq and is a predicted model, not a curated record. The coding region runs from base 1 to 1077 and encodes 358 amino acids. The transcript is spliced from 5 exons.
AUGGCACCCUCCAUCAAUGACUUCCCUCACUCCAACACCUCGCCUCAAUCCCCCGUCUGCAAGAUAGGCAUCAAUGGCUUCGGUCGCAUAGGCCGCAACGUCCUCCGCGCAGCCCUCAACAGACCCGACCUCCAAAUCGUCGCCAUCAACCACACCUGCACCACAAUCCAAGACCUCAUCCACCUCAUCCGCUACGACUCCUGCAUGGGCAACCUCCCACCCACGGUCCCCAUCCACGCCCUCUCCGACACCCUCCUCAGCAUCAACGGCCACCAAAUCGCACUCACCUCGGAACGCAGCCUGCAAAACCUCAACUGGGCCGCCCUAGGCGCAGACUACGUGAUCGAAUGUACCGGAAAGUUCACCAAGCAUGCCCAAGCCCUCGAGCACAUCACCCACGGCCACGCUAAGCGGGUCAUCAUCUCCGCGCCGAGCGCCGACGCCCCGACGUACGUGUACGGCGUCAAUAGCGAUGCGUACACGGCGGGGGAGCGCGUGAUCUCCUGUGCGAGCUGCACGACGAACUGCGUGACUCCCGUGUUGAAGGUGCUGCAGGGGCAUUUCGGCAUUGCGCAGGGUUUCCUGACGACUGUGCAUGCGGCGACGAGGUCGCAGCAGGUGUUGGAUGGGUAUAGUAAGAAGAAUCGGCGAUUAGGCCGCAGUGUCUUUGAUAAUAUCAUUCCGACGACCACAGGUGCAGCCAAGGCUAUUGCGACGGUGUUGCCCGAGUUGAGCGGGAAGGUUACGGGGGUGUCGAUCCGGGUGCCAACUCCCAACGUCUCCAUGAUCGACUUGACCGUCAGCACAGAAAAGCCCACCUCGCUGGCCGAGAUCCUGGCUGUCUUCCGCCGCGCGGCAAAGUCGGAGCUGGCCGGCGUGUUGGCUGUGGCUGAUGAGGAGCUCGUCAGCAGUGAUUAUCUUGGGAACCCGCACAGUGCCAUUAUCGAUGCGCCGGCCUGUUUGGAAUUGAAUCCUCAGUUCUUCAAGAUCAUGGCGUGGUAUGAUAACGAAUGGGGAUAUUCGAAUCGGCUGCUAGAUCUGACCAAGCAUGUGGCUUCCCAAGAACUUGAUGCAUAG